This is a messenger RNA of Gaeumannomyces tritici R3-111a-1, 1751 nucleotides long. RefSeq lists its product as hypothetical. Gene Ontology annotation, cellular component: fungal-type vacuole. Gene Ontology annotation, biological process: proteolysis. Bases 671 to 1663 code for a protein of 330 amino acids. Gene Ontology annotation, molecular function: serine-type carboxypeptidase activity. The record is from RefSeq and is a predicted model, not a curated record. The transcript is spliced from 5 exons. Lineage: Eukaryota; Fungi; Ascomycota; Sordariomycetes; Magnaporthales; Magnaporthaceae.
UAGAUACCCGCCAUGGCGGCAGGGUUGGCGCCAUGUCGGUAGCAGAGGGCAUCGCGGCCGUCUUGAUGCGUCUGAAAAGGCUCGGGCAUCCGCAUCACCCCGUCCGUUCCUUACAUCCGUCUCCAUCCGUCACUUCCUACAUAUGCAUGCAUGUUGCAGCUGUAUGCUGCAUACAGCACCUGCUUACUACCUUUGUAAUCACCGUUAGUAGUUCCUCAAUAUAAUACCACCACAAUGAAACAGCAGCAGUGUUCUGGCUUGUGGCGACGGCACACUGCCUCGCGACUCCCACCCCCGAGCUGACGACGGCUGACCGUCGGAACCCGCGUCGGCUGUAUGAGUACAACGGCAUCAAGCAGACCCUCUUCAAGCACGAUGUCACGGGCACGACAUUGCAGUUUGUCGAGAACUCGGGCAUCUGCGAGACCACAAAAGGUGUCAACCAAACCUCUGGCUACAUGUCGGUCGGCAACGACAUGAACAUGUUCUACUGGUUCUUCGAGGCCCGCUCCAACCCGACCUCGGCCCCCCUCACCAUGUGGCGCAACGGCGGGCCGGGCUGCUCGUCCAUGAUCGGGCUGUUCCAAGAGAACGGGCCGUGCCACUUCCCCGACGGCGCGCGCCAGCCCGUCGUCAACCCGAACUCGUGGAACACCUUUGCCAACAUGCUAUGCUGUACGUCGACCAGCCCAUCGGCACGGGCUUCAGCUACGGCAGCGACGGCGCCACGUCGACCGUGGUCGCCGCCGGCUACGUCUGGAACAUGCUGCAGGCCUUCUACGCCGCCUUCCCGGCCUACACGUCGCGCGACUUUGGCCUCUGGACCGAGUCGUACGGCGGCCACUACGGGCCCGAGUUCGCGGCCCACAUCCACGAGCAGAAUGCGCGCAUCGACGCCGGCUGCCUCGAGGGCGAGAAGACCAACCUCGUCGCGCUCGGCAUCAACAACGGCUGGAUCCAUCCAGAAACGCAGCACCGGUCCUACGCCGACUUUGCGCUGCGCAACAACCACCGCCAGCUGAUCGGGGCCGACGAACACCAGAAGUACGUGGCCGCCGUCGACAGGGACUGCGUGCCGGCCAUGCAAAAGUGCCAGGGCACGACCGGGUCAAACAGCGACUGCCUCAAGGCCGCCGACAUCUGCGCCAAGGCUGCCGAGGCGCCCAUCGAGGACGCCGGCGACUUCAACUCGUACGACGUCCGCGUCUCGCCCAAGUCGCGCGAUGGGCCGCGCGACACGCACGUCGGCUAUCUGAGCAACCCCGAGGUCCAGAGGGCCAUUGGCGCCCGGCAGCGGUACGACGAGUGUCCGGACAAGCCGUACAUGGCCAUGUACAACUCUGGCGAUGACUCCCGCUCGUUCCUCGGCCGCCUCUCGACCGUGGUGCAGCGUGGCACCAACGCCCUGAUCUGGGCCGGCGACGCCGACUGGAUCUGCAACUGGAUGGGCAACCUCGAGGUCGCGGACAUGGUCUCGCACGCAAAGACCGACGAAUUCAAAAACACCACAGUGAGCUCCUAUACCGUCGGUGGCAAGCAGUACGGCGAGUUCAAGACCGCCGGGUCCCUCAGCUGGCUGAGGGUUUUUGAUGCCGGCCACGAGGUCCCGUUUUACCAACCAGAGGUUUCGCUGCAGGCCUUUAAGCAGAUCAUGCAAAGGUAACCAUUAAAGUCAACCUAGGAUGCAAGGCGGCCACACAAGUAAUUAGAAUGAUAACAUACAAAAGCGCAUUAAUCGAAAUAUUGGCCAA